Nerophis ophidion (straightnose pipefish) is the source of this 2061-nucleotide messenger RNA. RefSeq names its product aldo-keto reductase family 1, member A1a (aldehyde reductase) (gene akr1a1a). The transcript is spliced from 10 exons. Bases 207 to 1181 code for a protein of 324 amino acids. Gene Ontology annotation, cellular component: cytosol. Gene Ontology annotation, molecular function: aldose reductase (NADPH) activity. The record is from RefSeq and is a predicted model, not a curated record. NCBI's taxonomy places the organism in Eukaryota, Metazoa, Chordata, Actinopteri, Syngnathiformes, Syngnathidae.
UUUUUGUCCCCCAUCUCCUAUGGACUGUUGCUCUCUGACUACCCAAAACAGAAAAAAACAGGUGUGAGGAUACUAUACUGCAUAGUGCACACUGCGUAGUGCACAAGGCUGCUGAGAGGAGCUGCAGUACACUGUGACUAAUCGCCGCAUCAGCUAUUUCUGGCACGCAGGCAGCAGAGUUCACUGAAGCUGCACAAAGGUGGAACAUGAGCGCCUUCGUCACGCUUGCAACAGGCCAGAGGAUGCCCAUGGUGGGCCUCGGGACUUGGAAGAGUGCACCAGGACAGGUGAAACAGGCGGUGCUGGCAGCAUUAGACUGUGGCUACACACACAUUGACUGUGCAGCGGCAUAUGGCAAUGAACAGGAGGUGGGCGAGGCUCUGGCCUUCAGGGUCGGUCCCGGGAAGGCGUUGCGUCGUGAUCAAGUGUUUCUGACGUCCAAACUGUGGAACACCAAACAUGACCCCUCAGAUGUUGAGGAAGCAUGCAAGACCACCCUGGACCACCUGGGUGUCUCUUAUCUAGACCUCUAUCUGAUGCACUGGCCUAUGGCCUUUCAACCAGGGAAGGAGCUGAUGCCUCGACGAGAAGAUGGGAGUGUGCAUUACUCCAAUACACACUACAAAGACACAUGGGCCGCCAUGGAGGACCUCGUAGACCAAGGUCUGGUCAAGGCCAUUGGUCUGUCCAACUUUAACGCCAGACAGACCAAUAACAUCAUCAGCACAGCCAGACACAAGCCUGUGGUCAACCAGGUGGAGUGUCACCCAUAUUUGUCCCAAGUGGAUCUUCUGGCUCACUGCAGGUCAGUGGCAGUGUGUCUGACCGCCUACAGUCCUCUGGGCAGCGGGGAUCGCCCUUGGGCCUCCGCUGAUGAACCUUGUCUGCUUCAAGACCAUCGACUGGGGGAAAUAUCCAAGAGGUGCCAUAAAACACCUGCACAGAUCAUACUGCGGUGGCACCUUCAGAGGGGUGUUGUGUGCAUCCCCAAAAGUGUGACCCCCUCCAGGAUCCAGCAGAACCUGCAAGUGUUUGACUUCACACUGUCUGAGCAGGACAUGAAGCUCAUUGACUCCUUCAGUUGCAGCAACCGUUUCAUCGUACCAACAGUGGAGAUGGAUGGCAAGAGAGUUUGGAGAGAUGCUGCACAUCCUCAUUUUCCAUUCCAUGAUCUUUACUGAGGAUGAAUAAUCGUCUUGAUUGGAACCUAACUGACAUCCCCAUGAGAAUCAUUCACCCUCAAAUCAUUUCAUUCUUAACUUGGCGUGCAUAUGUAAAUUAAAUGUUCUCAGCAUAUUCAACAUCUAACUUAGGUAUAUGCUUGUAAGUCAAUUAAAUGUCUGCCCAGCAAUAUUAGGAGUCACAACCAUUUUCUUUCAUCCAUCCAUCCACUACCGCUUAUUCCCUUUUGGGGUCGCGGGGGGCGCUGGCGCCUAUCUCAGCUACAAUCGGGCGGGAGGCGGGGUACACCAUGGACAAGUCGCCAUGGGAGUGCCAACACAGACAACAUUUUCCUUCAUCAUCCAUCAAAAUAGCAGUUAACAGCGCCGCUGUGUGGUCAGUAUUAUAAUUACUCACGCACUUGUUUGGGUAAAUGUAAUCAUUUCAAACAAAGCACUAUUAACACUUUGUGAGAUUUUAUUUUCAACAAGAACCUUGACAAAUUUGUAAUACAUUAUAUGCUACUGUUUUAUUAAAAAAAAAAAAAGUAAUUUAGCAAUGUUUCUUUCCCCAUUUUCUUAGGGUCAAGCAUAGAAUCCUGCCACUAUAUGUAUCAUCAUAUACUGAAAACGAGGCCACUCGAUAAAUCCCCCCACCCCACUGGAAAAGCUCGGUAACUUCCAUUUGCAAAUAUCCCCUUGUCCCUUCCCACAACAAAGCCAGGGCAAACAACGUGGCUACAUGCUGUCUCCGAGGGAAAUCAUACAAAAAAACAGGUACACAGGAAAGAAGCACAAAGUCCUAAAAAGGUGGAAUCUGGUGAGAAUUUGUACAGGUGUUAUCCCUGUGCUGACCACUGAGGGGCAGUGUGUGACUUAUCCAUAAAGGUCGUCAUCAUUA